CGUUGACCCAAUGUUGUUUUGAAAAAUAUUUUAACUUCAAAUAAGUUCUAAGAACGGCCAUCUAAUGAUUUGGACGUCUGCAUUGUGGUUUAUGUUUGCUGUUUUGGCGUCUUCAAAAUCUGUCAGUGAAUUUGAUUUGGAUGACUGGCCAUAUGUUAUUAAAGAUCAUGUGGGUAUUAAGCUUCAGUCACCAGUGGAUAUAAAUACAACAUACGCAAGGAGGCGAUAUUUGCCAUUUUUACGUUAUUUUGGUUAUUGGGCAUUUAACAGGGCAACAGUGGAAAUUUCUAAUACUGGACAUACAGUUAAUGUUAAACUUGCCAAUAAUUCUUAUGAGGUGCCAUUCAUCACCGGGGGUCCACUAUUUGAUAGUAGGUAUGAAUUCUCACAGAUGCAUUUUCAUUGGGGUAAAAAUGAUAUGGGAAGUGAACACAAAGUCAAUGGACACAAAUAUGCUAUGGAAGUUCAUAUUGUACAUUAUAAAAAAGAGUACGGAAGUUUUGAAAACGCUCUAAGUUACAGUGAUGGCGUUUGUGUCGUCGGAUUUUUCGGAGAGGUAUCAUCAAAAGACAAUCAAGAUAUGGCUAAUUUUAUUGCAGAUUUAAAAUAUAUAGUCCAACCAAAAUCGUCGAUAGUUAGAAGUUUUAAAGAAGAGUUUUCUUGGAUAAAGAAAACAGCUUUAAAACAACAUUAUUACACAUAUCAUGGAUCUCUAACAACUGAACCGUACACAGAAUGUGUAAUCUGGAUAAUUUUUACCAAGCCCAUUAAAAUAUCUAGGAGACAGUUAAUGGAAUUCAGAGAGUUACAUUCAAGUCAUCACGGAGUAUUAAUAAAUGAAAAUGACAGAGAUCUUCAACCAUUUAAUAAUAGAACAAUCCUUUAUGCAUAUUAAACUUGUAAAAUGUUAUUAAAUUAACAUCAUCAUUAUUAUUUCUAUUGAUUAAUUAUAUUUUUAUCAAUGUUAUUCAAGCCCGAAUUAAAAUAUUUAAAGAUCCGGGGGCCAAAGUUUUCAAAAGGCCUUAAAAAAAAAAAUUAAUUUUAUUUUAUUAUUAUAUAUUAUAUAGUUAAACUAAUAAAUUAUGAUUUUAAUAAAAAACAACUUCCUA
Rhopalosiphum maidis (corn leaf aphid) is the source of this 1109-nucleotide messenger RNA. RefSeq names its product carbonic anhydrase 2-like. The record is from RefSeq and is a predicted model, not a curated record. The transcript has 7 exons. Bases 65 to 895 code for a protein of 276 amino acids. Gene Ontology annotation, cellular component: cytoplasm. Gene Ontology annotation, molecular function: carbonate dehydratase activity; zinc ion binding. Lineage: Eukaryota; Metazoa; Arthropoda; Insecta; Hemiptera; Aphididae.